Molecule: messenger RNA, 792 nt
Organism: Mytilinidion resinicola
Lineage: Eukaryota; Fungi; Ascomycota; Dothideomycetes; Mytilinidiales; Mytilinidiaceae
Exons: 2
Coding region: 1-792 (263 amino acids)
Source: RefSeq, a predicted model, not a curated record
AUGGCAACGGUUACUAUCUCCGGAUACUCAUACCAGCUCACAUCCGACGGAACCCACGAUUAUGCCAGUAACCAAGGUACCACUUACUAUUAUCGCCGAGCAAACACAACGCAAUGGUUUCAAUACACGGCGCAAGUUCAAAGUAGGGGCACGACCACCCAAGCCAGUAGCAGUAGCGGUGGCGCUGUUCCCGCGCGAUACUCCAAUCGCCUGGCAGCUAAUGUAUACGAUGCUUCCAUCGGCACGAUACGUGUUAGAUGGGGUCUUGCCGCACAACAGCGGCUGCUGACAGAAGCAGCCAAUAAGGGGAUCUUAGUGGAUACAAUGAAGGCUCUUACUAAACAUUUCACGUAUCUAAUAGCUGUGCGAGUUGGUGCCGUUACCGCUGUUAUUAAAUCACCACCGAAAGACUUCAGCGUAGACAGUUUGAUCAAAGCCCAGUGUAGUGGUCAUGAGCACAUUACUGCUGAGCUGACCGGCAAAAAGAAGGCCCACGUUUACCUUACAGGGAAAGGUUCCGGCGCAACAGCCUACGAUAAUAUGAGCAUGAGUGGAGAAAGCAUCAUGACCAGCCAAGGAGCCGCCGGCUAUGCUAUUGACGCCAGCCUCUCUACCGGCACCUACACUAUGGCGGGAGCAUCCGCCUCACAUGUUGCGGCUGCCACGACUACAGCGGCUUCUAGUUCCACUACAACAGCAACCUCAGGCACGUCGUCACAGGCCGCUUGGCCCUGGGAGGAUGACCCAGAAUAUCCAACGCACCAACGGCGGCUGGAACGGUUACAACUAUGA